AUGCUGUUACGAUCCCUUGCUAUCUGUGCUGCGAUUUCUGUUACUUUGGGCUGCGGCGACGAUGAUGGGCAUGUCCAUAGGCGCAGUAAGAGAGCGAAUCCGUCGUCUCCAUUAACUCCACCAUCUCGACCUUUGGAGUGGGGGGACAUCAAUAUCAUCCAUACGACGGACACUCACGGAUGGCUACUUGGUCACCAAAAGGAGUCCUUCCCGGAGCCAAACUACAGUGGCGAUCUAGGUGACUUGUCGUCGUUUGUGGCACGUAUGAAGGAAAUAGCGAUCGAAAAAGAUGUGGACCUUUUGCUCGUCGACUCCGGAGACAUACACGAUGGCACAGGUCUAUCUGAUGGUUACCCACCUGGCGGUGUCGACGGUCGUGAGACCACUCAAUUCUUAGCCCAACUCCCUUAUGAUGUUAUGGCCAUUGGAAACCAUGAACUCUAUGUAUAUGCUGAUACCCUCGACAUGUAUCAGAAUUUGGCACCGAAGCUCAAUGGGCGAUAUCUUUCAUCGAACGUCAAUAUCACCGUUGCCGAUCAGAACAACAAUACAAUCGACGUACCCGUAGGUAAUCGGUUCGCCAAGUUCAAGACACGAAAAGGUCGAUCAGUCACAGCUUUGGGAGUUAUAUUCGACUUCACUGGGAACUAUCACAACACUACUGUUCAGAAGGUCGAGGAUAUGGUGAACGAGCCUUGGUUUUUAGAAGCUAUUCAGGAAGAACCGGACUUCUUCUUGUUGGCUGGGCACAUGCCUGUUGCUCGCGACAAAUGGCCUUUCGUGUUUGAUGCUGUACGUGCUGUUCAUCCAACUACACCCAUCAUUAUACUUGGCGGUCAUACUCAUAUUCGGGACUGCCUCCAACUCGACGGACGAUCUAUGUCAUUGGAGAGUGGGCGUUAUAUGGAAACUAUUGGCUGGAUGAGUCUUAAGCUCGACGAAGAGAAUGAAUUCGAAAACUUAACUUUCAGUCGGCGCUAUCUGGAUAAUAAUCGUGUCACUUAUGAGUAUCACACUAGACAAGACAUGUCUUCAUUCGACACGACAAAAGGCCAAGAAAUUACCGCAGGAUUGAAUCAAUUGUUUGUUGAUUUCGACCUCGGGCUCACAUAUGGAACAGCUCCACAGGAUUAUACGUUAACCCAAGUUCCCUACCCUUCCAACAGUUCCCUGCUAUCCCUUUUUGCUGAAUUAGCCACACCGUACGCGUUAUCUCUUAACAACACUCGUGCCGAUAUUCCAAACUACGUGGUCAUAAACUCCGGUUCACAGCGUUUCGAUAUUUACUCCGGAACAUUCAACAAGAAUGACCGGCUCACUGCCACUCCAUUCACAGAUACCUUCUUUUACAUCCCUGGGGUACUACGCUCUGCCGCACUAGAAACCGUUCAAGCUCUAAACCAGAAUGGUGCAGCCAAUCGGCGGAGUUUGGAGAAAGAGGAGGAGUUGUAUGCAUCGGGCGACGUGCGAGCGAGGUACAUGGAGUGGCUAAGCGAGAUGGACCGAAGGUACCAUCAACUAGAAAGACGCAAUGACUAUGUUACAGAUGAUUUGAACUUGGGAUAUGUUACGACGGACUCUUGCCCGGGUGUCGGUGACGAUACACUUCAUAUCCCACUUCCAUACUACGAUGUUCCCGACUUCAUUGCCUCGAAUCCGCCUAACGUGUCAAACGACACGCUUAUUGACUUUGUCUUUGUCGAUUUUAUAGAAACUCAGCUGUUGGAGACCUUGAAUACCGUUCAAACGGAAAAGGUGUACACAACAGCUGAUGUGUCGAUGUAUAGCACUGUGGAAUUGAAUGAAAUUAUGGGCCUAUACGCGCAAUAUGCGUGGAACCAGUGA
This is a messenger RNA of Desarmillaria tabescens, 1845 nucleotides long. Its product is annotated as Metallo-dependent phosphatase-like protein. Gene Ontology annotation, molecular function: hydrolase activity. Gene Ontology annotation, cellular component: cytosol. NCBI's taxonomy places the organism in Eukaryota, Fungi, Basidiomycota, Agaricomycetes, Agaricales, Physalacriaceae. The transcript has 19 exons. Gene Ontology annotation, biological process: nucleotide catabolic process. The record is from RefSeq and is a predicted model, not a curated record. The coding region runs from base 1 to 1845 and encodes 614 amino acids.